Molecule: messenger RNA, 1289 nt
Organism: Medioppia subpectinata
Lineage: Eukaryota; Metazoa; Arthropoda; Arachnida; Sarcoptiformes; Oppiidae
Source: the annotation of a GenBank genome assembly
AUUUUUAAUUUAAUUAAUUUAAAAAUGUUUUUUCCAUAUUUAUUGUAAAUGAAAGCCAAUAAGGAUUCAACGAAUUGUUAUUUCGCUUUUCGUUGGAUUGUCUGCCAAUUCAAGCGAGAGUUCAUGAAAAGCGAAUCCGACGAAUACAACGAUUGUCUCAUUUGUUGGGAGAGUAUUUGGACGUCACAUAUAAUCAGAAAGAUUGGCCAAAAGGCCGCCGACAGCACAUCCACCGCAGAUCACGAUCUGCUCACGUGUGAGACACACAACACCACUGAACCACAAACUAAGACAAUGAUAGGCAGUCACGAGAAGAUCAAUAAGAGUCUGAGCACAGGAGCCCUCAAUUCCAACACUAUAGACGUACCGGACGUGAAGAUCCGUAACGGACCGCAUAUGAGAUCAAACAGUUUCCGAACCAAAACAGAGAAACGCGAACCGCCGAAGAGUCCGCUCAAGAAGGAGUCCAUCAGUUCUGUGCCCAAAACGCCUGAAAAGCAUUUGACGGACGCAGAGCUGUACACACUAUCGCUAUGCCUGUCAAUCAUACGCAGGGAAAGGGACCUAAUAAUGGCCCAACAGUUGGACGCCACCGAAAUCCUGAAGCAUUUCAAUACACUUCAGCUGAAGAGUGAUUUGGAGAACAUAUUACUGCACGCGUCACACAUCUGGUAUUGGUUGACACACGACGGCGAGUCACUGCUCUAUAAACAGUCGGAACAGACGGCCGCCGAACCCACCGACGACUUCGACCUCUUGCCCGACUCGAUGCCCGACGAAGACUACUAUAUAAUCAAUGCAUCGAAUAUCUAAUUGCCUCACAAAUGGGAUAAUAAUCUAUUUUAAGCCUCAUUUUUAUGUCGUGAAGCGAAUUAUGUUUAAAUUAUUUGAUUUAAAUGUCAAUUAAGAAAAAGUAUUUUAAAAAAUCUUUGAUUAUAUUUAGAUUUAAUUGCGGCUAAAAAACGAGAGACACUUAAAGCGAUUGCCAAAUAUUUUACAUUCAGCUAUAGUUUUAUGGAAAUCUAGUUUUGCGUACAUUUAGUGGAAGUAUACUGUAUAAAGUGAUUAGUCUAUAGUGGUAUCCCAUUAUUGCUUACCUAUUGUGUUGGGAAUAUAUUACAUAAUAAUUCUAAUGUUUUAUUUCUGAUCUCAUACUCCCUUUGAUGUGAAAAGUCUUUGACAAAUAUGGGACACAUUUAUGAAUAUAUUUUCAUAUAUUAUGCUUUGUUUUAGCGGUGAAUAUGUAUUCUUACGGCAAAUUGUUAACGGAUUAGGAAUAAUAGGAGUAA